AUGGUUCAAGAAGAUGUCGGACCGGACGACUGUCCGCUCUUUCACUACGGCCUGGGGGUCCCACACGACCGACUGGUCUCUUACGCCAUCCGCAAGGAGUUCAUCCCCGCGGGUGCCACCAGAAUGAUGACCUGUUCUGAUCGCAUGCUUCGCAACUUGACGAUGAUCUGCCGCGCGAGAAUUCGUUUGGCUGUUGUCGUGCACCCCAUUUACGACUUUGUAUUGUCGCUGUACAGCAACUUCUCCCUAUGCGAGGAUGAACUCUCAGAAGACGACGAAGAUGAGGUUAUCGACAUUCUCAAGCGAGAGCUCAAUUUGGACCCGGACGCGGAACCCCUUUGGUACUGGGAUAUUAGUACUCCAGCGCACGAAAGACUCACGGUGAAGGCACCGCGCAAAAAGAAAAUUGGUCACAGCACAUUGCGGGGCCAAGAGAACGAAGCAUCGAUCAAGACGUCGGGUGUUCGGCCGUCUAACGCGUAG
Molecule: messenger RNA, 483 nt
Organism: Punctularia strigosozonata HHB-11173 SS5
Lineage: Eukaryota; Fungi; Basidiomycota; Agaricomycetes; Corticiales; Punctulariaceae
Exons: 2
Coding region: 1-483 (160 amino acids)
Source: RefSeq, a predicted model, not a curated record